AUGGGCGCAUGCAAUGCCAGUGGGCCAUCCUCAGCGAAAGGCCCCAAGGUGAUGAAAGAUGCUACCUCCACUUCAUCUUCUUCCUUUGCCGCUGCCCCUGCGGCCUUACCUGAAGCUGACCACCCGCAGCAAAGCCACCUGCCAAAGCAGGAGAAACUGCAGGAGGCCAAUGCCCUACAGCGUCCCAAGACGGAGCUCCAUACCGAGGGAAAGGUCCCCGAACCCUUCCAGGCCAAGUCAGAGGCUGACGCUGAGAAGAGGCGUUUGGCUGAACGUCAAGAGCGGCUUCUGCUGAAGGUGCGAUGUGACGAGGAGGCAGGGCCAGAGGAGAAACUGCGCGACCCGCGUUGCCAUUCGCGCAUAGAGGCCGCAGAGACCAAAGAGGCCAAGGCUGAGAUGAAUUUGAAGGAGGUGAAAGGAGGAGCUGUGAUGGAGGAGAAGCUCCAGGAGCUGAAAGGGUAG
Messenger RNA from Durusdinium trenchii, 462 nucleotides. The record is from the annotation of a GenBank genome assembly. Lineage: Eukaryota; Dinophyceae; Suessiales; Symbiodiniaceae.